This is a messenger RNA of Benincasa hispida (wax gourd), 2237 nucleotides long. The record is from RefSeq and is a predicted model, not a curated record. NCBI's taxonomy places the organism in Eukaryota, Viridiplantae, Streptophyta, Magnoliopsida, Cucurbitales, Cucurbitaceae.
UCAAAGCGAGAGUCGCCCCCUGCUAUCCCUCUCCUUCCCCUGUUUCUCCCAAAGUCCAAAUCCCAUCGCCCGCCGCCGUUCACAGCUCGCCGUUCCUCCACCUGAAAGGAUACCGGUAUGUCUCUCUCCAUCUCUCAACCCAACUCACUAGCUUGUACUCACACUUCAUAUCUUGAUUCUCGUCCAGUUUAGGUUUCCAUUGUUACACUCUCAUCGUCGUCCACUUUGGGUUUUUGAUACUUUCCGUUUCCACUGCGAUUGCAUUCAUGAGAACUGGACUGAACUCUAACCUUCAAUGACCACCUGUAAACAUUGAUCUUACAAACUAACCCCUUUUAAGAUUGGGAAUAUUAUUAUGUAAGUGAAUUCCGUUUUAGGGUUUAUUAUCUUCCUUGCCCUUACAGCUUUCUAAUAGGAGAUUGGGAGGAUUCUAUGGAGUUAGAUGCUGUUUUUUCUGUUUCUGUUUCAGUUACUCUGUCUGAUUGGCGCUGCUUGUUCUCUCUUUGGCAGUUUUGAUUCAAAUUACUGCAUUAUCAUUUAUGAGGCCAAGAAAAUCUGCUAAGUUCUCCCUGGUUUUGGGCAUUGCCCAUCAAAUUUACGAGAAAUUUGGCUUAUUCUGCCCCAAGAUUACCAAAUCCUACCUGAAUCCAUGUGCCCACCAAUCGCAUAUUCAAAGCUUUUGGAGGGUUUUUCCAUUAGGUGUACUGUAUUCGACUCAAUCCUCAAAACUUCCUGAAUAUGAAAUGCCUACGGUCACCUGGGGAGCUGUUCAAGGGCGCAAAGAAAAACUUGUUUCCCGAGUCAUAAUCUGUGACUACUUAAAGAGUUUGGGGAUUGUUCCUGAUGAAUUAGAACACUUGGAGCUGCCUUCUACGGUUGAAGUCAUGAGAGAGCGUGUCGAGUUUCUUCAGAAGUUAGGAUUGACGAUCGAUGACAUUAACGAGUUCCCAUUAAUGCUAGGUUGUAGUGUUCGCAAAAAUAUAAUACCUGUUCUAGGUUACUUGGAGAAAAUUGGGAUUCCAAGGCCAAAACUUGGAGAAUUUAUUAAGAAUUAUCCACAGGUCUUGCAUGCCAGUGUCAUUGUUGAGCUUGCUCCCGUCAUUAAGCUUCUUCGUGGGCUCGAUGUGGAGAAAGAAGAUAUUGGAUAUGUCCUCCAGAAAUACCCUGAGCUUCUGGGUUUCAAGCUUGAGGGGACAAUGAGUACAUCUGUUGCAUAUCUUGUGAGUAUAGGUGUUAAUCCAAGAGAUAUUGGACCAAUGGUCACACAAUACCCGUACUUUUUGGGGAUGAGAGUUGGAACCAUGAUCAAGCCCCUCGUUGAGUUUAUUGUUUCUUUAGGUUUGCCAAAGAAGAUAGUAGCAAGAAUGCUCGAGAAGCGAGCAUACAUACUUGGUUAUGAUCUUGAAGAGACCGUGAAGCCCAAUAUAGAUUGCUUGCUAAGCUUCGGGAUUAGGAAGGAGCUGCUUCCUUCGGUGAUUGCACAAUAUCCACAAAUUCUUGGGCUGCCUCUGAAAGCGAAGUUGUCUUCUCAGCAAUUUUUCUUUGACCUAAAGCUCAAGAUUGAUCCUGCAGGGUUUGCACAAGUGAUAGAAAAAAUGCCACAGAUAGUCAGCCUUCACCAACACGUGAUAAUUAAACCGGCAGAGUUCUUUCUUGGACGCGGUAUUCCGUCCUCUGAUGUAGCUAAGAUGAUCAUUAAAUGUCCUCAGCUGGUCGCCUGUCGUGUAGAACUCAUGAAAAACAGUUACUACUUCUUCAAGUCUGAGAUGGGCAGGCCAAUUAAAGAACUUGUCAACUUCCCCGAAUAUUUUACGUACAGUUUGGAAUCGAGGAUAAAACCAAGGUAUGAGAGGCUGCAGAGCAAGGGAAUCAGAUGUUCAUUAAAUUGGUUUCUCAACUGCAGUGAUCAAAGGUUUGAGGAGAGAUUGAAGGGUGAAUUCAUUGAAACAGAGAGUUUGAGGCCAUCAUUUUGUAUGGGAGGGAGAUUAGAACUACCAGGGAAUGAGAUUAUUGUGUCAGAUGAUGAGGUUGAGGAGGAUGAGUGUGAUGAAAAACUUCACAGACGUAUUGUUUCUCUUUAGAAAGUUCCCCCUUUUAUUUAUUCAAAUUUUCUUUUGCUCUGUCUGUUUGGUCUGUGAGCUAUUUUUGGUUUGAUAUUUUUUAGAACCUAAAAGACGAAAAAAAAUGGUGAAAAUACACAUUGUAUACUUAUUCUGAAAAAAGGAUUUUCAAAAAAA